Messenger RNA from Aureococcus anophagefferens, 1272 nucleotides. RefSeq lists its product as hypothetical. The transcript has 2 exons. The annotation marks the transcript as partial. The record is from RefSeq and is a predicted model, not a curated record. NCBI's taxonomy places the organism in Eukaryota, Pelagophyceae, Pelagomonadales, Pelagomonadaceae.
AUGGAGGCGACGACGGCGGCGGCCUUCGAGAAGCACGCCGCGCGCCUCGACGUCAUCAAGAAGGACGAGUUCGUCGCCUGGGCGGCGGAGGAGACCAAGGUCGUCGACUCCCUCACGGCGCUCCUCAUCAAGUUCGGGAGCCUGAAGGGCGAGCUGCCGGCCGCGCCGUCGGGCGAGCGCUACAACACCUUGCUGCCGUCGCCGGCGGGCGCCAAGUACGCGCUGGCCGUCGUCCAGUUCAAGGUCCCCGGCCACCCGAACGGCGGCUCGGACAAGGGCCCGGACGGGAACCGCAUCGACUCGAUCCCGAUCGCGAACGGCGUGAUCAAGGCCGGCGGGGCGUGCGACAUGCUCCUGUACGACUACACGGACCACGCGGGCUUCGAGGCGACGAUCGAGAAGUACGACGCGCUCAUCGUCCGCAUCAACCCCGGCCAGCUGUCCCAGAUCCCGGGCGUCGACGGCGUCCAGGCCAAGUUCGACGCGACGAUGAACGCGUUCGUCGGCAAGGGCAAGCCCGUCUGGUCGAGCCCCGGCGUCCAGCAGAAGAUGGGCGCCAAGGACGCCCUCUGCAAGAUCGCCAACAUGGGCUGCGGCCUCGUGGACACGUUCGCGUACUACGACGCGGAGACCCUCGAGACCCAGUUCAAGAAGACGAUGGCGUUCCAGCCGCGCGUGGUCAAGCAGAACCGCGGCUCGGCGGGCGAGGGCAUCUGGCUGUGCUGGAUCGCCAACGAGACCAAGGACGGCAUCAUCCCGGACAUCGAGUACCCGUCGAAGACGUUCGGGGCCGAGUCGCUCGGCGACGACGUCAUGCUCAAGCUCAUGGAGAUGAACGACAACCACGUCGAGUACCACACGGUGAAGGAGUUCCUCGUGUUCUGCGGCGGCGCGGCGGCCGGCGGCCAGCUCGUCGACCAGCGGCUCCUGCCCCGCAUCUCCGAGGGCGAGGUCCGCGUCCUCAUGGCGGGCGACACGUGCCAGAUGAUCAUCCACAAGAAGCCCGAGGGCGGCCUGUCGGCGGUCGGCGGCAACUCGGCGUACACGUACUACGAGCCGUCGGACCCGCUCUACGCGGAUCUCCUGACGAAGCUGACGACGGACAUCAAGAACGGCCUGAUGGACGUCCUCGACCUCAAGGGCGAGGCGCUCCCGCUGCUCUGGACGUGCGACUACAUCCCGAAGAACCCCGAGGGCUGGUCGAAGACGGAGAACGCGUGCGACAUGGAGACGGAAUACGUCGUCGGAGAGUUCAACUGCUCCUGCGUCGGC